GCAGGCGCAGGGUGGAGCAGCGAGGCCGCGCGUCGCUGCCGUCGGCAGCGCAGGGCGAGGACGUGGCCUCGGCUGCGGGCGCCAGCGCCGACCAGACCGCGCGAGGGCCUCCGUCCCAGCAGCCCGCCGCGAGCGGCACGCAGCAGGUCGCCCUGCUGGAUCCCAGCACCGUCGCGGAGAGCCAUCUGGCGCUGGAGGUGCACAGGCAGCGGCUCCAGAUGGCUGGCACGCCGCAGGGCGGCGGCGGUCGGCCAGUCGAGGAGAUGCUGGUCGACGACAAGUUCCUCGACACCCUCGCCGACAAGAUCACCAUGCGGCUUGGAGGAGCCGCCCCCGCGCAGCCGCACCCGAUGGGCGCGAUCGUCCGCCCGGACCUUCCGUCGUUUGCGGAGCCCGAGGACAGGCAGAGCGGCGUGCGGCUCCCCGCGGCGCUGGCGGGGGGGCCGGGGCGCACGGGGCCCGGCAGGGCAGCGGCGGCCGUCUCGACGACCUGCAGCGACGUGGACCACUUCACCCAGGAGAAGAUGCGGGGCGAGGCCUACGUGCGGCUGCUGAUAUGCCCGGAGUCCAGUGCGGCCAGGAAGGAGCCCUCCGCGUACGUGGGGGAGCAGCUGGCGCCAGACGUCGCGAUAGUCUCAGGAGGCGCUGGGCCGCAGCUGGUCAUGCCAUCGCAGCCGAGGGUGAAUGAACACGGGGAGCUGGAAGAGGAAGACGAGUUCAAUGACUUCGAGCGCAACGAUGUGGUCGUCUUCUCGCUCGUGAGGCACAACCGCUUCGAGUCCAUUGAGUCGAUCCUUCAGCAAGAUCCCACCGUCCUCGGGAGCACCGAUGAGCGCGGCAAUGGCUUGCUCCAUAUCGCAUGCCAGAAUAACAACAAGCGUGUUGCGAAGCUCUUGGUCAAGAGCAGGAUCGACGUCAACCACCAGAACCGAGCGGGGAACACGCCGCUGCACUAUUGCUCGUCCUACGGGUUCAUGCAGCUCGCAACUUUUCUCAUCUCCCAGGGCGCCGAUGAAACCGUGGUCAACGCCUCCGGCCAACUAGCCACGGACGGUCUCGGCAGAGAGGAGGGUGGUGACGUAGCCGUCGCGCAGAAGCAUUUGCAGAACGGGCUGCUCUGA
Molecule: messenger RNA, 1121 nt
Organism: Prorocentrum cordatum
Lineage: Eukaryota; Dinophyceae; Prorocentrales; Prorocentraceae
Source: the annotation of a GenBank genome assembly